This is a messenger RNA of Ahaetulla prasina, 2366 nucleotides long. It is a transcript of the gene RRP36, whose product is annotated as ribosomal RNA processing 36. Gene Ontology annotation, cellular component: 90S preribosome; nucleolus. The transcript has 9 exons. Gene Ontology annotation, biological process: maturation of SSU-rRNA from tricistronic rRNA transcript (SSU-rRNA, 5.8S rRNA, LSU-rRNA). The record is from RefSeq and is a predicted model, not a curated record. The coding region runs from base 277 to 1350 and encodes 357 amino acids. Lineage: Eukaryota; Metazoa; Chordata; Lepidosauria; Squamata; Colubridae.
UCAGGCCCCGCUCUUUGUGACUUCCGCGAGAUCAGCCCCCUCCCGUCGUGCCGUUGCCAGGAAACGGAAAGGAGCUGUGGCGGCGUGACUUACCGGCAGGCCGGGGGAGAUCUUGGAGGCAGGCCGGGGAGAGGGACGGAGUGUGUGAUCGUGUGGGCAGCCCGUCACAGGCAGUUAACAGAACUCUGGAAGAAUUGAACAAGCUACUUCUUUGAUGCCCACAUUGGUUACUUCAUUUAAAAGCAAGUUGACGCACACAAAAGUACCAGAAGCCUUAUGAAACACCUGCAUGAAAAUAAAGCUGGGGGCCAGCCCCGUAAGAAGAAUUCCUCCUCUGGUAAGGGCAGUAGGACGCCAGCAGUUCAGACUCUGGAUGACAGUGGGCGGAUCAGUAUCUUAAAUCGAAAACUCUUGGCCCAGAAACGAUCUCUACAAGGUUUGAGCAGCAUGGGAGGUGGUGCUGCAGAAAGUGCUGAUGAUGCCAAAAGACCUAAGCUCUUGCCUGAAGUGAAUUCACCUAGCCAAGAAUCUGAAGACGAGUCGGAUGACAGCGAUUAUGAAAAAGUGGAGAGUGAUAAUGAUGCCAGUGAUACUACAGAGAGCGAUGAAGAUGAUGGGGAUGAAACUGGCAGUGAUGCAUCAGAAAGUAGUAAUGAAGACCCUGAAGAAACCGCAGGCCAGCCUUCAAGGCCUGACUUAACAAAAGAAUUGUCUUCAAUGUCUUUUGAGGAGCUGUUACAAAUGAGAAACCAAGUUGGGAUGAAGGCUUAUCAGCAAAUGACAUCUAAGAAAAGGCCACCAGAUGUCACAAAAACAAAGAAGAGGCCGUGUUUGAGCAAAAACAGGCCUUUGGAAACUUCAGCCAAACUGCCAGUACCUUUUCUGCGGCAAGUCGUGCCCGUUAAGAAAAAGGUGUCCAGAGAUCCUCGAUUUGAUGACCUCUCUGGGGAAUAUAAAUCAGAAGUAUUUGAAAAAACAUAUAGUUUCUUAAAUGAUGUGAGGAAGAAGGAGAAAGAGGUUAUUCAGAAGCAAUUGAAGAAAAGCCAAAAUGUGGAAGAGCAGAACAAAUUGCAGCAGCUCCUUAAGCGAAUGACACAACAGGAAGAAGCACAGAGAAAAUUCCAGAAGAAGAAAGAACAUUCCUUGGCAUUCAAGAGGCAGCAAAGAGAGUUGGCCAAGCAAGGAAAGAAGCCUUUCUUCCUAAAGAAAUCUGAAGUACAGAAAUUGGAACUUGCUGAGAAAUACAAAAAUCUGAAGAAAAGUGGGAAGCUGGAGAGUUUCCUGAACAAGAAGAGGAAAAGGAAUGCUGCUAAGGAUAAAAGGAGACUCCCUUUUCGGAAGGAUAGCUAAUCUCUGGCUACCCCCACUCAAGCUCCCCUCUCCAAAAGAAGACUUCACCCACAGAUUCAUAUUUUGUCAGUUGUACAGGCAACUCUGGGAAAGAUGACCUCUUGAGCCUUAGCUAGGCAGUGAGGGCAAAUAGCCAGGAAUCAUCCCACAGUUCAAGAUACUCUGCCAAGUAAUUUAUAUCUGCUGAAAAAAAUAAUUGUGCAAAAUUAUGUUUCAAUUUUCACAAGCACCUCUUAAACUUUGAAAAAGGAAUAUUUUUAGUGAUUACAUUUCCUGCUGCUUAUUCUUCUUUUCCUUCCAGGCCAAGAAGUAAUAGAUCCCUAUCAAUCUGAUUUUGGUCCCCUCUGCUUUUCCCAAAACUGAUCUUCCUCCUUCUAGUCUAUUUUUUUCUACUGUGUGAGGGUUGGCAUUCACCUACCGUUUUUCAGAAUUGCCUUCCUGGAGAGCACUCGUUUACCUUCCUGCAGCUACCCAUUAGUCCUGCUUGAUUGUGGUUCCAGCUGUUUUAUUUGCAGAGCUUAACAGAAUAACAAUAACUGAUGCUUAACGAAUUUCCCAUUGAACAGCAGCCCUGCACAAGGUAGAAUCUCCAAUAAAGCACUAUUUGCAGUAUUGCAGAUGGAAGAAUCACAAACAGCAUAUUGAAUUCUAGUCUUAAGAGGGCAAAUAUAUAUUCCAGCUUCUUAAAUUUUGGUUAGGGACAACUGGUUUUUUUGUAAUAUGAAUGCAUUUACUUUUACUGCUGGACUAUGAGCAGUGCAGUCCAUGUUUUUAGCAGGUUUUUAGAAAAUUUAUGUAAACAUAUAGAAUGUUACUACAGUACAACCCUGGCAAUUUAUAUUUUGACUGAGUUUUCUGGAUCACUAACUAGCAUCACUGUUUGGGUGUAUUUAAAAAUUAGUUAUUCUUACAAAGUAAAUAUUUUAUUUGUUGGUAUAAAAUAUAGGAAUAAUAAUAGAUAAAUUAACUUUGCAAUACCUCAUAAUCAAAUAAAAGUUUUACAAUUUUUGAAUGUU